This is a messenger RNA of Oncorhynchus masou masou (cherry salmon), 2214 nucleotides long. RefSeq names its product putative sodium-coupled neutral amino acid transporter 8. Bases 367 to 1692 code for a protein of 441 amino acids. NCBI's taxonomy places the organism in Eukaryota, Metazoa, Chordata, Actinopteri, Salmoniformes, Salmonidae. Gene Ontology annotation, biological process: amino acid transmembrane transport. The record is from RefSeq and is a predicted model, not a curated record. Gene Ontology annotation, molecular function: L-amino acid transmembrane transporter activity. The transcript has 10 exons.
UCUGAGGGGGAGUGUACUUCCAGGUAUGGACAAAAUGAAAAACUAAAAUCCCAAAAUGUCAAAUGUUAUUUGUUUUAAGUUACUUCAUGUCCAACUUUGAAACAAUCAAUGAGAGAAAUUAGAGAACAAGUUGAGUUACAAUUUUCGUUUCUCAACUUUAGAAACUAACAACUAGCCGUUUUCUGUUUUCCAUUACUUUUUGACUAGGAAAUCAAAACAAGAAAAGUACACGGACCUUCCCAACCCAAUCCUUGCCCCAGCCUCCUUUUUAGUUCACCGUUAUUUAUUGAGCAGAUUCCUGUGAACACAUCGCCUGGCACGAGUCGCAGAGGUUUUUCGGAGAGUUUGGAGCAAGUCUGACAAAGCAUGGAAGAGUUGGCGAGGGAAAGCAUCAGCUUGCUCGCCAAGCCCACACUCGAUACAGAUGGCCCAAGACUUGGAUCUUUGGGAGCAAUUUUCAUCAUGCUCAAAUCUGCGCUUGGUGCGGGACUUCUCAACUUCCCAUGGGCUUUCGAGAAAGCCGGUGGAAUUCGCUCCGCCGUCGCAGUGGAGAUGGUGUCCCUGGUGUUCCUCAUCAGUGGCCUGGUAAUCCUGGGCUACUCCUCCUCCAUCAGUGGCCGGAACACGUACCAGGCCGUGGUGAAGGAUGUGUGUGGGCCUGCCAUCGGGCAGCUCUGUGAGGUUGUGUUCGUCUUCAACCUCUUCAUGAUCUCUGUGGCCUUCCUGGUCAUAGUGUCGGACCAGCUGAAGAAACUAAGCAUCUCCCUUUAUGAGUUGAUCACUGGAUUGCCCGAGACAGAUAUGCCAUACCACUGGUACACACACCCACAUUUCGCCCUCAUCCUCCUGUGUGUCUUCCUCAUCCUCCCUCUCUCCAUCCCUAAAGAGAUCAGUAUUCAGAAGUACAUCAGUGUUUUAGGUACUCUGGCGGCUACAUACCUAACAGUGGCCAUGAUUGUGAAAUAUCACACAAGAGACAGCAGUGAUGUGCAUAUAUCCCCCUUGUACACAAGUGGAAUAAGCUCUUGGGCUUCGAUGUUCAGCGUUAUCCCAACCAUCUGCUUUGGCUUUCAGUGUCACGAGGCCUGCAUAGCCAUCUACAGCAGCAUGGAGAACAAAAGCCUGUCCCAUUGGGUGUUCAUCUCUGUGGUGUCCAUGUUCUUCUGCCUGGUCAUUUACUCCCUAACUGGUGUUUACGGAUACCUGACAUUUGGCAAGGAUGUUGCAGCAGAUAUUCUGAUGUCAUACACAGGGGACGAUGUCCUCAUGAUCAUUGCAAGACUGCUCUUUGGGAUCUCUAUCAUCACCAUCUUCCCCAUCAUCCUCCUGCUAGGAAGGUCCGUGAUUCAGGACCCACUGCUGAGUUUCUGUCGGCGCUUCCAUGUUGUGACCGAGUCGUAUGAGAACUGUAGCCGCGUGGGGCUGACUAUAGCCUGGAUCACCAUCACCCUGCUCAUUGCCAUGUUCAUCCCAGACAUCAGCAAGGUUAUCAGUAUCAUUGGGGGAAUCAGCGCAUUUUUCAUUUUCAUCUUCCCAGGGCUAUGUCUAGUAUUUGCCAUGCAGUCAGAGCAAGUAUCUUUCAAAACACGAGUGGUCCUAACAACAUGGGGGAUGAUCACUCUGAUCUGUGGGGCCUUCAUCUUUGGACAGAGCACCACCAUCGCCAUCAUACAGCUCAUCAAUAAGAGCUAACCCUAACUGGUAUAUGUCUUCAUUGUGUGAGAGUUGUUGACUGGGUAGGAAUAGGGGAGUUUUCUGUUCUCAUUCUUCUUCCUUUUGUAUUAUUUAAUUUGCACAAUGUGUUCUGCUCACUGUCUGAUACACUGAAGGAAAUCAGAAUGGAGGUUUACAUAGGUUAAAGUCUUUUCAGCAUAAUGAAAGGAUGGCCAUAGAGUGAACACGUCAAAUGGGGCUGGGGGAGAAAGUGAGUUAUUUUGACUUUUUGUUAAUGUGUGUGUGGUGUUUGCUUUGAUAUCUUGAAUGAACAUAAAUGGUGUAUUCUCUCAUAGGUUGCUGUCUCAAGUUACGAUUCUGACUUUUGUGUACAAUAUGUCGAUGAUUUUCAUUGUAUUGACAUGUUUAUCAGAAGUAAAAUGUUUUAUAGGAAAUAUGCGCUGGCAUUUGUUUUUCAUUAGUCGUCAUACUACAUGUUGUGUGCUUUCCCAGAAAUGUAAAGCAAUGAAGCAACAGAUUCAUGGUGUAUUUCCAUUUUAU